This is a messenger RNA of Pectinophora gossypiella (pink bollworm), 486 nucleotides long. RefSeq lists its product as uncharacterized. The transcript is spliced from 4 exons. The record is from RefSeq and is a predicted model, not a curated record. Bases 55 to 486 code for a protein of 143 amino acids. NCBI's taxonomy places the organism in Eukaryota, Metazoa, Arthropoda, Insecta, Lepidoptera, Gelechiidae.
UCAAAAAACACAUUUCUAGAAGGAGGUCUAUUUUUAUUAUUCUUUGGAAGUACAAUGAUAUUGUGUCAGUUCCUGGAUUGCCACGAUGACCCUCUGGAGGGACCUGAAGAAGGAGUCCUCGAGGAUAUAGCGUACAGCUGGUUGGGGACGCUGCAAUACAUACACAUAAAGAAUGGCACUCCUCAUUACUUCCGCGUCCCUCGAGUGGUGUUGAUCACACGACAGUUCGUCCUGUGCACCGCUGUUGAUGCGUCCGAGAUACCGACUGGCUAUGCUUUAGGUAACGUGAUCUUCGGUGACUACGAAAGAGACGAAGACGAGUGCGGUCUGAGUGUGGAGUCGAUCGCCGCCGGCGCAGAGUGCAAACCAGCCAUCCUGAUCAUGCCCAUAGCCGACGUGCUGCUACACCCGGAGUACAAGCACUUCCAUGCCAAAAACAGCAUCGCUAUACUCAAACUACUUAAAACUGUUACCUCUCGUAAGUAA